Molecule: messenger RNA, 1714 nt
Organism: Gadus morhua (Atlantic cod)
Lineage: Eukaryota; Metazoa; Chordata; Actinopteri; Gadiformes; Gadidae
Product: anoctamin-9
Exons: 8
Biological process (GO): chloride transmembrane transport
Cellular component (GO): plasma membrane
Molecular function (GO): chloride channel activity
Source: RefSeq, a predicted model, not a curated record
UGCCACCCCAGUGGGUGUCUGACGGACCUCUUCAUCCAGAUGGCCGUCGUCAUGGUGCUCAAGCAGACGCUCAACAACGUCUUUGAAUUCAUUGUGCCCUGGUGUAAGCAGUUCUUCCUGAGGAGGAAGGCAAAGAGGAUGGAGAGGAAGUGCGGGCACUGCUACAGGAAGACGUGUCGCGACGAGAGCGGCUGCGUGGAGCCGUGUGACGUCUGCAAGCUACGGAACUGGCUGCUCAACUACCACCUGGCCGACACAAACGCCUUCAGCCUCUUCAACGAGUUCCUGGAGAUGGUGGUCCAGUUUAGCUUCACCACCAUCUUUGUGGCGGCCUUCCCCCUCGCUCCCCUCCUCGCUCUCCUCAACAACAUCUUUGAGAUCCGUCUGGACGCCAUCAAGAUGAUCAGCCUCGAGCGCCGGCUGGUCCCCAAGAAAACCAACGACAUCGGUAUCUGGACCAACGUGCUGGAGGCCAUUGGGGUGCUGGCGGUGAUCGCCAACGGCCUGGUCAUCGGGAUCUCCUCCGACUUCAUCCCCCGCCUGCUGUACCGCUACUACUACGGGCCCUGUGCUGUCAGCGGGGUCUACACAAACUGCAUGAAGGGCUACAUCAGGAACACGCUGUCCACGGCCAACCUCAACGAGACGUUGGUCCGGAAGGACUUCAUCACCGCCCAGCUGAUGACCGACGGCCUCAACGUCACGCAGUGCAGCUAUAGGGACUACAGGCACCAUGAAGACUACACUCUGACCUCCCAGUUCUGGCUCAUACUGGCUGUGCGCUUUGCCUUCAUCAUCCUCUUCGAGCACGUGCUGGUGGUGUGUAAGUUCAUCGCUGCCUGGUUCGUACCCAACAACCCGCUGCAGGUGAAGAACCAGCGACUGUUGGACAAGCAGAAGAGGCUGAAGGAGGAGCUCCGCCAGAGGAGAAGCAGAACCACAGCAGGUGUAAAUACCCCCCGUUCACAGACGUCCUCACAGUGGGGUCCCGUUGCUGAGCCAGAGGAACUGAUUUGGUGAAGCUGGUUGUCAGGUAUUCGUUUCUUUCCGCUCCUAACCAGACGUCUUGGAUGUGGAUGUUGAUGCUCUGAGCCUGCAGCCUAGGGACCAAUUAUUUUAAAGACUUAAAGCCAAAGCUUCACGACGUCUUCACACGCUCCUCAGACUUGUCGCCUGGUGGCCAAUGAUUCACACACUCCGUCAGGCUCCAUCUACGGCCAACCUCUGAACGUGGAUCCUAACCGCUCUACCCAAUGGCACUCGGUGACGAGCUGUCUGGAAGGUAGAGCAAACGCUGUUCUGAACAUCUCUGGUUCUGUGUUGCUGGAGACCUCUGGACGGGAUCUUUAACACACUCUUCUACGGGACCAGAGAGCGACAGCAUACACAUUUAUCCCCUUGUUUAUUUUUAAAAAGUGUAAAUUAGGUGAGCCACGUUUAUCUUUACUAAGUACUGAAAUCCAAACCAAUAGACUGGGCAUUCUCUCCUCGUAUCUCUUCUGUUUUCUUACUUUCAUAGUAUUUAUACGAUGUGAACCGGCUGUGUUGUCCUUGAUGGACGGCUGUGUCUAAAUGCCAUACUGUCAGAUUUGGCAGUGUUUUUUCUCGCAGAGUGUUGAUUCGCCGAGUGUUUUUAAAAUAUGUCAUUGUUGUGUUGUACGAGAGCGAAUAUAAUUCGGACAUUUGUAGUCAUUUGAUUUCAGCGUUUUUUGUU